This is a messenger RNA of Astyanax mexicanus (Mexican tetra), 5712 nucleotides long. It is a transcript of the gene grid2, whose product is annotated as glutamate receptor, ionotropic, delta 2. Gene Ontology annotation, molecular function: transmitter-gated monoatomic ion channel activity involved in regulation of postsynaptic membrane potential; glutamate-gated receptor activity. The record is from RefSeq and is a predicted model, not a curated record. Gene Ontology annotation, biological process: monoatomic ion transport; modulation of chemical synaptic transmission; synaptic transmission, glutamatergic. The coding region runs from base 472 to 3501 and encodes 1009 amino acids. The transcript is spliced from 16 exons. Lineage: Eukaryota; Metazoa; Chordata; Actinopteri; Characiformes; Acestrorhamphidae. Gene Ontology annotation, cellular component: plasma membrane; postsynaptic membrane.
CCUCCUCCUCCACCCCCCCUCCGAGCCGUCCUUCACUUUUCCCCGCGCUCCAUCAGGACCGGGAGCCCUCCGCCUGGAUGAUGAUGAUGAUGAUGCUGCGUCUCGCGCGCAGUCUGGAAAUUUCCCUCCUUCUCCGGUAAAAAGGAUAUUUCACCUCCGCCGCGUCGAGGGAGAGAAACGGAACACGGGGCUUGGAAGGAGGACGUUUACCUUCCCGUACCUCCUAUACCGCCUUCAGCCAGCCUCCUUCAUCUCUGUUCUCCUCAUCCUCCUCUUUCUCUCCUCUUCCUCCUCUUCUUCUUCCUCCUCUUCUUUUUCCUCCUCUAUCCGGACCAGUACUCAAUUCUUCCGCUCGCUUCGGGAUUUAAAGCCUCCGUUCCUCCUCCUCUUCUCUUCUUCUACCGGGCUUCCUGGGCUUUUCUAGGCUUUGGGCUUUUAUAUAUAGAAGAGAAACCCACCCCGCGGGAAGACAUGAAAGUUUCCCCGGCGCUCGUGCUCCUGCUGGCCGUGUGGAGCGCGCGGUGGCAGCGCGCCUUGCCCGAUUCCAUCAUCCACAUCGGGGCCAUAUUCGAUGAGACUGCCAAAAAGGACGACGAGGUGUUCCGCAUGGCGGUGGCGGACCUCAACCUCAACAACGAAAUCUUGGAGACGGAGAAGAUCACCAUCUCAGUGGAGUUUGUGGAUGGAAACAACCCUUUCCAGGCUGUGCAAGAAGCUUGUGAGCUGAUGAACAGAGGUAUCCUGGCCCUGGUGAGCUCCAUUGGCUGCAUGUCUGCGGGUUCGCUGCAGUCUCUGGCUGACGCCAUGCACAUCCCCCAUCUGUUUAUCCAGCGGGCACCGGCGGGUACCCCGCGCUCCAGCUGCCCCCCUACCACCCCGGGCCAGCCUGACGACUACACGCUGUUCGUGCGGCCACCUGUCUACCUUAACGAUGUCAUUUUCCACGUGGUCAUGGAGUACACAUGGCAGAAGUUCAUUAUCUUCUACGACCAGGACUACGAUAUCCGGGGGAUUCAGGACUUCCUGGACAAGUCCUCACAGCAGGGCAUGGACGUGUCCCUGCAGAAGGUGGAGUCCAACAUUAACAUGAUGAUCACCGGGAUGUUCCGCACCAUGAGGGUGGAGGAGCUGCACCGCUACAGGGACACCCUGCGCAGAGCUGUUCUCUUCAUGAGCCCCGCCAGCGCCAAGGCCUUCAUUACAGAGGUGGUGGAAACUAACCUGGUAGCGUUUGAUUGCCACUGGAUCAUCAUAAAUGAGGAGAUAUCCGACAUGGACGUGCAGGAGUUGGUGAUGAAGUCUAUCGGGCGUCUGACUCUAAUCAGACAGACCUUCCCCAUGCCUCAGAACACCAGCCAGCGCUGCGUCCGCCACAACCACCGCAUCAACAACUCCCUCUGUGACCCCAAAGACCCCAAAGCCCACACCCUGGAGAUCACCAACCGCUACAUUUAUGACACAGUGCUGCUGCUGGCCAACACCUUCCACAGGAAGCUGGAGGACCGCAAAUGGCACAGCAUGGCCAGCCUGUCCUGCAUCCGCAAAGGCUCCAAGCCCUGGCAGGGGGGCCGCUCCAUGCUCGAGACCAUCAAAAAGGGAGGUGUGAGUGGUCUGACAAGUUUGCUGGAGUUCAACGAUAACGGCACCAACCCCAACAUCUUCUUCGAGAUCCUGGGCACCAACUACGGGGAGGACCGCGGCCGUGGCGUCAGCAGGCUGGCAACCUGGGACCCAGUCCAUGGGCUAAAUGGCAGCCUGUCAGACCGGAAGCUGGAGAAUAACAUGCGAGGCGUGGUGUUGAGGAUUGUCACUGUUCUGGAGGAGCCAUUCGUCAUGGUGUCAGAGAACGUGCUGGGGAAGCCCAAAAAGUACCAGGGAUUCUCCAUCGAUGUCCUUGACGCUCUGGCUAACUACCUCGGCUUCAAGUACGAGAUCUAUGUGGCUCCUGAUCACAAAUACGGCAGCCAGCAAGCGGACGGGACAUGGAACGGUCUGAUUGGAGAGCUGGUCUUCAAGAGAGCAGACGUUGGGCUCUCAGCGCUGACCAUCACCCCUGAGCGCGAGAGCGUGGUGGACUUCACCACGCGCUACAUGGACUACUCGGUGGGCGUGCUGCUAAAGAAGGCCGAGCGCACCAUGGACAUGUUCGCCUGCCUGGCUCCCUUUGACCUCUCGCUGUGGGCCUGCAUCGCGGGCACGGUGCUGCUGGUGGGCACGCUGGUGUACCUGCUGAACUGGCUCAAUCCGCCCAGGCUGCCCAUGGGCUCCGUAUCCUCCACCACGCUCUACAACUCCAUGUGGUUCGUCUACGGCUCCUUCGUGCAGCAGGGUGGAGAGGUGCCUUACACCACUCUGGCCACACGGAUGAUGAUGGGCGUUUGGUGGCUCUUUGCGCUGAUCGUUAUCUCUUCCUACACGGCUAACCUGGCAGCCUUCCUCACCAUCUCCCGCAUCGAGAACUCCAUCCAGUCUCUGCAGGACUUGUCCAAGCAGACAGAGCUUCCUUACGGCACUGUGCUGGACUCAGCUGUGUACGACCAGUUGCGCAGUAAAGGCAUGAACCCCUUCGAGCGAGACCCCAUGUACGCCCAGAUGUGGAGGAUGAUCAACCGGACCGGAGGGGCCGAGAACAAUGUGGAGGACUCGAAAGAAGGCAUUCGAAAGGUGAAGUACGGCCGCUUUGCAUUUGUGUGGGAUGCAGCUGUGCUUGAGUAUGUGGCCAUUAAUGACGAGGACUGCUCCUUCUACACGGUGAGCAACAGCGCUCCAGACAGAGGCUACGGCAUCGCCAUGCAGCACGGCAGCCCCUACAGGGACAUCUUCUCUCAGAGGAUCUUGGAGCUGCAGCAGAACGGGGAUAUGGACAUCCUGAAGCUGAAGUGGUGGCCCAGAGACAGCCCGUGUGACCUGUACUCAGCCGUGGGCACCAAGAAAAGCGGAAGUGCCUUGGACAUCCACAGCUUCGCCGGCGUGUUCUUCGUGCUGGCGGCCGGCGUGGUGCUGUCCUGCCUCAUCGCCACUGUGGAGACCUGGUGGACGAGGCGGAAGGGCUCCAGAGUGCCCUCCAAGGAGGACGACAAGGAGAUCGACCUGGAGCACCUCCACCGGCGGGUCAACAGCCUGUGCACGGACGACGAGAGCCCCCACAAGCAGUUCUCAGCCUCCUCCAUCGACCUGACGCCCCUGGACAUGGACUCAUUGCCGGCUGCCCGGCAGGCGCUGGAACAGAUCAGCGACUUCCGCAACACCCACAUCACCACCACCACUUUCAUCCCCGAGCAGAUCCAGACGCUGAGCCGCAGCCUGUCGGCCAAGGCAGCCGCCGGUUUCGCAUUCGGACCCGUGCCUGAUCAGCGGGGCGCGGGGCCCUUCCGCCAGCGGGCGCCCAACGGCGGCUUCUUCCGCAGCCCCAUCAAGACCAUGUCCAGCAUCCCCUACCAGCCCACGCCAGCACCCAGCUUCAGCUACGGCAAUGACCCAGACAGGGGCACCUCCAUAUGAGAGACCAUCGGGGGGGGGGGCCCAGAAGAACGGAGACAAAAAAUGAAAAAAGAAAAAAAGAAACAUAUAAAAGAGAAUAUGGAAAUGUAAAUAAGAGUCUUCUUUUUUUUUUUUGGUCGUCCCUUCCUUUCUUCCACUUCCGUUUUCUUUUGUUUGUUUGUUGGGGGGGUGGGUCGCUAUUUUCCAGCUGGUGGUGGAAGAGGUGGGAGCGCUGGCCCUGCCUGAACUCGUCUCCUUGCUCCUUGUUGAGUAUGAGGAUGGUGUCUGAUUUUUCGUCAUUUUUGUCGUUGUGGUCGGUUGGAGAUGACCUCUCCAACUCUCAUGUGAACUAAGACAAUAAGACAACUUUACCUUUUACUUUUUGUUGUUUUGGUUGUUCGUUUUUUUUUUUUUCCCACAGCUGAGGUUUGAGAUCGAGGGGAAAUGUGUGUGAAAUGCAGACUACAGAGACUAUGAACCUCACAACAAUGGGAUGUUUACAUUUUUUAGUUUAUUUCAUUUCGUUUCUGGACAAAAAUUCGAAAGAUAAAAGAGACGCUGCACUUUGCAGAGUGACCUACAGACCCGCAAUAACUCGAGGCUUGCUCAGGAAGUCUCGCCCCAGCCCACUCUCUCUCGGUUCAGCCUGGACUGGGAGCUUGGUUAACGGUACCCUCUAACAGUGAGCUGUGAUCGUUGGCACUGCAUCCACCGGGCCCCUUUACACUCACACAUGGGACACUCUGUAGAAGAGAAAGACUGAAUGAAAAUGAAACCAACAAAAAAAAACUAAAUAAAAAACACUUACAAAAAAAAAACAAGUCCAAGUGUAGAAGCAGGGGAUGCAGCUAAGGCUUCUAAAUGUGUUUUAUUGACUUUGUUUUAAGUAUACUGAAUCUUAAAUUGCGUGGAAUGUGUCUGGUCAGAGAGUUUAAACAAGAAAAAAAGAUCAGUGCUGUCUGUUGUUUUCUUUCUUUCUUUUUUUAUUUACUUCUAUGAGUUUUGAAAAUUGCUUCAGUGCCAUCUUCUUACACUGGUUUGCGUCAUUAAGUCAUGGAAAAAAGCUUUCUUUUGGUUUUUCCUCUUCUGCAGCAGCUGUGUGCCAGGGUUUAACCGACCAACGUUUUAAUGUUUUGUACAACAGCCUCGUCCUGUAGGCUGGAUAGGCGCCGCAGCUUCCGGUGGUCAAGAAGAAGGAGAGAAAGAGCUUUCAAACUUUUCAAAAGGGAUUCUCGACACAAGCCUUAGACCGAGGGCUCUUUUUAAAAAUCCUUCGCCACGCGUCCUCAAACAAAACCAACAGCAGGCCACCCUGAGAGACAGACGCGACUGCGCCCACCUACGGGGGGAAUUCUUCGAAAUAACUUUCUAUUUUGUUUCGUAAAUGUUAAGGGGUAAUAUUUAUCUAACUUUUUUUUAAGUGCUAAUUGUUAAAAACAUGGCCAUCAAAGUGUGAAGCCAGGUUGAAAAAAAGACACAUUUUGAAGAGUUUAAAAAGUAAAAAAAAGCAAAAAAAAAAAAAAAAAACACACAUCCAAACAGUUUUCACUAACACUGUAUUAAUAUUACUAAUGUUAGUUGUUUAGAAUGAGCUUUCAGUUUUGUUAUCCUCAGACUAAUUCGCCAAACGUCGUGUGUAGACAACAACAGUGUUUUUUGACGACAGCAUUCUAGAUGUACUUUUCUUAAGCUAUGGCUACUGAAUGACAAUAGGAACAGUUUCUUUUUCUUUAGUAUCGAUUUCAAGAUUUUUAUUUAGUAUAAAAUGAAGAGAAGUUAAAAUGUAUAUUUUACAUGGAGAUAAUUUUUUGGGUUGGAUUAAAGAGAAGAUUAUAGAGUUUUAACAUAUUAAAAAAAAAAGCCACAUUGUGUUAGACCACCAUUGCACUAAUUGAGUUCUACACGGUCCCUCUCUGAUGGUGAGGCGUUGGGAUUUUCUGGCUUUCAUUUCAUGUUGAGUUCUGGAUCUAUGAAGGCAAGUUUUUUCUUUUUUUUUUCUUCCAUAUGAAAAGAAAGCAUGUACAACUUGCUAAGCCUGUAACAUUUUUAAUUUCUUACAUAGUAUGUACAGGAUUUACUUGAUCAUUUUCGACUGAUUAUAAUGUACAGUAUUUAAUAUAGGCCUAUUUUGUUGUAUGUGUUGCAUAUUAUUCAAAUGGAACAAACUGAGGCCUCUGUUACAAGUGGCAAAGCUUUCUGUGUAUAAUUUGUCUAAUAAACAUGUUUUCUACA